Boeremia exigua is the source of this 1977-nucleotide messenger RNA. RefSeq names its product kinesin. Lineage: Eukaryota; Fungi; Ascomycota; Dothideomycetes; Pleosporales; Didymellaceae. Gene Ontology annotation, cellular component: microtubule; nucleus; kinesin complex. The transcript has 4 exons. Gene Ontology annotation, molecular function: ATP binding; ATP hydrolysis activity; microtubule binding. Gene Ontology annotation, biological process: microtubule-based movement. The coding region runs from base 1 to 1977 and encodes 658 amino acids. The record is from RefSeq and is a predicted model, not a curated record.
AUGGACCCUCCGCCACGGCCAUCGAGCGCCCUGUUCGACGUCUAUCUUCGACUACGCCCUUCCACCUCCGCAAACCCGCAUUUUCUCACAGUCGAAGAGCGAGAUGGCAGCCACCCCACACAUAUCACAGUCAGGCCGCUGGUACAUGACAACCGGAAACGCGCAGUCGAGCGAUUUGCCUUUACGCAGGUUUUCGAAGAAGACGCACGCCAAAUGGAUAUCUUCAAGGGCUCGGGCAUUGUUCCUAUGAUUAAGGGAGUGCUGGGCGCACCUGGCUAUCAUGGGCGAGAUGGUUUACUAGCGACUUUGGGUGUUACGGGGUCUGGGAAGAGCCACACCAUCCUUGGAACCAAGUCACAGCGUGGUCUUGUCCAGAUGACGCUCGAUGCACUGUUCCAGAGCUGUGAAGAACAGCUUGUGCAAUCGUUCUACGGCGCUCCAGCCUUCUCAUCUCUAGCAGCUGCAGACGUGUCUGAAGCCAACAUGUUCACUGCUUCUGCGUAUCUGGAUUCUAUGUAUGGAGAUAAUCAAUCCGAGAAAUUCCCGUCGAGAGCAAACACGCCAGCACCUGACUGUAGCUACGUCUCACAAGGCGCGUCUCGAUCGAACAAGAUUCCUCGGCCCUCGACCUUACCACAGGCCCCGUCCGUCGCCGGUAUCGAGAUUCCCGCAGACCCCACAGCCGAGUAUGCGAUUGUCAUCUCAAUGUACGAGGUCUACAACGACCGAAUCUUUGAUCUUCUGACUGGCAGUGUCAUGAAGAGCAAGAAUCCCAACGUCAAGCGCCGAGCCCUGCUGUUCAAGAGCACAGAGCAAAGUCCCGAGCGCAAAAUCGUCGCGGGUCUGACGAAGAUUAUAUGUGGCAGCUUCGAAGAGGCUAUGAUGAUACUUGAGACCGGACUCAUGGAGCGCAAGGUCGCAGGAACCGGAAGUAAUGCUGUCAGCUCUCGUAGCCAUGGCUUCUUCUGCGUCGAAGUCAAGAAGCGUGACGCACAGUACAAGGGUCCAUGGUCGAGUAGUGCACUGAGCAUCGUCGAUCUUGCUGGGUCUGAGCGUGCGCGUAACGCAAAGACAGCAGGUUCUACCUUGGCUGAGGCUGGCAAGAUCAACGAGUCACUUAUGUAUCUUGGGCAAUGCAUGCAGAUGCAGGCUGACCACCAGGAAGGUUCAAAGAACGUUGUUCCAUUUCGUCAGUGCAAGCUGACCGAGCUUCUCUUCUCCAAUUCUUUCCCAUCCAACUCUCGGUCCACGCAACACAUUCAACCUCAGAAAUCCAUCAUGAUCGUCACAGCCGACGCGCAAGGCGACUACAACGCGACCUCCCAGAUCUUGCGCUACUCCGCCCUUGCCCGCGAAGUUACCGUUCCACGUACGCCCUCAUACACAGCCACCCUCUCCACAGGCCAUCGUCCAGGAACCGCGUGCUCGGGGCGCAGCACCCCGUCUGCCCUACUCGACGAGCUUGAGUCAUCUGCCGCCGAAAUUGCCCGUCUCCAACAAGAACUCUCUAUCUUCGCGCUCCGCCUGUCCGAAGAAACCGCCCGCCGCAAAGCCGCAGAGCAGUCCUGGGCCGCCGCAGAAGACCACAUGGCGAGCCUCGAGCAAGAAAUCCGCGACGAGUGCUACCUCGAGAUGGAGAACGCCGUCGACCAGGAGCGUCGCAGGUGGCAAGCGACGCUCGAUAACGAGCAGGAUAACCAGCAGGCGCACCUCGAUUCGAAGAUCGACGUGGUCAUCAAGGCCACCAAGGCGCAGAUGCGUCUUGAGGAGCCGGUGAAGGUGUACGAGGACCCGGAUCCGGAGGUCAUCGAGCGCAAUGAGGAGUUAGAGCGCGAGAAUGAGGCGUUGCGGACGAAGAUUGAGCUGCUCGAGAGAGAGGCCAUGGGAAGGAGUGCGAGUCCGAUCAAGAAGAUCAGGAUUUUGAAGACCAAGCGGUGGGAAGAUCCCGAGAGCAGGUUCUUCGGACGCGAUGAUUGA